Thunnus maccoyii (southern bluefin tuna) is the source of this 2978-nucleotide messenger RNA. It is a transcript of the gene prph2b, whose product is annotated as peripherin 2b (retinal degeneration, slow). Gene Ontology annotation, cellular component: membrane. Gene Ontology annotation, biological process: visual perception. The transcript is spliced from 3 exons. NCBI's taxonomy places the organism in Eukaryota, Metazoa, Chordata, Actinopteri, Scombriformes, Scombridae. The record is from RefSeq and is a predicted model, not a curated record. The coding region runs from base 517 to 1545 and encodes 342 amino acids.
CAAAUCCAGUAGCAGAGAUGUCCUGUGAGCUAUAACUUCGAGGAGGAAGCUGCUGCUUAACAUCAAACCAAUUAGUAGUAAAUCUGUGGAUUAGAGGCAGCAGCUGAUCUGCUGUUAAUGGGAUCAGAGCUGAUCUGAGGGUUUAGGAUGACGUGUUGAGCUCGUUCGCUCACAUUCACACCUCGCUGCUUCCUUUUACAGGAAAAAUACCAGUGCAGCCGGACCGCUGUGCUCAUCUGAUGGUUUUAUGUUAAUAUUUGGUUGUGAUUUGAUGGCAGACCCCUCUGCCCCCCAGCAGGUAUGGACUGUCCUGAUCUGCAGCUCGGCAUUAUGGGUCUGAAACUAGGAGUUCUGUCCGAGUCACGUUCAGCUGCCUCCUUCUGGAACGGAUUAAAAGUCUGAAACUCUGUCGGAUUCUCAAAUUGCUAAACAAAGGAAACUGUUUUGUUGUCGAUAUCUGAAGUCCGGUGUUUGUUGAUUUGACUUUAGCGUUGUGAUCACAGCCAGAGGUGAAAAAUGCCGUUCAUGACGGUGAAGUUUGACCUGCCGAAGCGGGUGAAGCUGGCUCAGGGUCUAUGGAUGCUUUACUGGUUCUCGGUCAUGGUGGGGAUCCUCAUCUUCAGCCUCGGCAUCUUCUUCAAGAUCGAGCUCCGGAAGAGAAGUGAGAUGAUGGACAACAACGAGAGCCAUUUAGUGCCCAAUCUGCUGAUCUUGAUGGGCAUCUUGGCCUGCGGGGCCAACGCCUUUGGCGGUAAGGUGUGCCACGACUCUCUGGACCCGAUCAAGUUCGCCAAGUGGAAGCCGAUGCUGAAGCCGUACCUACUGAUGUGCUGCGGCUUCAACGGGCUGCUGCUGCUGACGGCGCUGCUCUGCUUCCUCAUGCAGUUCGCCAUGUACCUGACGCUGGCCGAGGGCCUGAAGAACAGCAUCAAGUUCUACAAAGACACGGACACGCCGGGACGCUGCUUCAUGAAGAGGACUCUGGACAUGACGCAGAUUGAGUUUCGCUGCUGCGGGAACAACAACUACAGGGACUGGUUCGAGGUCCAGUGGAUCAGCAACCGCUACCUGGACAUGAGCAACGACGAGGUUAAAGAUCGUGUCCUCAGUAACGUGGAGCAGAAGUUCCUGAUGGACAGCGUCCCGUUCAGCUGCUGUAACCCCGGCUCCCCUCGACCCUGCAUCCAGCAUCACCUGACCAAUAACUCCGCCCACUACGACUACGACCACCGUACCGAGGAGCUCAACAUCUGGACCCGGGGCUGCCGCGAGGCCCUCUUCUCCUACUACAGCAGCAUGAUGAACAGCAUCGGAGCACUCAUCAUCGCCACCAUCCUCCUGGAGUCGGUGGACAUGGCGGGGUUAAAGUACCUCAGCACAGCUCUGGAGACGAUGUCCGACCCAGAGAACCCGGAGUGUGAGAGCGAGGGCUGGCUGCUGGAGAAAGGCGUGAAGGAGACGUUCGCCGAGCUGCUCUCCAAGAUGAAGACGCUGGGGAAGGCCAACCAGGUGGAGGAGGGCGGGGAGGGGCAGGAGGCCACCUGAGAGCCCCGCCCACCAUAAAGGACUGGGGUCUCCCCCCGCUCCUCCUCCUCCUCCUCCCUGCCGCUGCCACCGUCUCUUACCUACACAACAAGGAGUGAGGCAGGAGGGGUCUUCACCAUGUUCUGUACAUACGCCAUCAUACGUGUGUUAAAAUGCUAAUUACACACACACACACACACACACACACACACACACACACACACUCGUUCAAAAGUGAACAAGUCAUUCAAACUUACUGUGAACGUUGAUGUUUUCCACUGUGUAAAUAUGUUGAACAGAGUUUAUUUUUAAACAGGGAGGAACAGAAACCUGCUGUAUAUAAAACAUCUGGGUUGGGAUUCAAAUUAUAUUAAAAUGUUCAAUUAAACUCUGCCCCUCUCCCCACCCUCCCCCACGUCAUUAACGUUUCCUGUCAGACGGCCAGAAAGAGUCAACGCCAGAGCCCGACUGAUACAACCGAUCACUGAUCAUUUAGAAACUGUAUCAGUGACGCAGUUUGUCCAGCAGAGAGCGCUGCGAGCAACAAUCACAGCAGCAGAUUAUACCAAAAAUAUAUAUCUUAAUUUGAGGGAUUCUUGCAAAACAUGUCAGUGAAUAUAUCAUCAUUAUUCCUGUUUUUACUUCCAAAUGUUGACAUUCGUAUCAGUCGGUCUCCGGUCUUUCUGUCGCCAUCAGACCUCUGACACGGUGGGCUGACACGGAAACAGACAGCUGAACAUCAGUGGCUGUAAAAUAAAAAAGAUGCAGCAGUACCACUCCUGACCCGCAGUGGCAGCACUGAGCUCUUCCAUCAUGCAGCUUCUUUAAUUUUGUUUGGACAUGUCUUUUUAAUUUGAAUACUUUGUUUUUUUUGGUCAAAUUAUGACUUUAAUUCUUUCUUAAUACUUUCACACAGUUUGUUUGUGUCUUAUGAGGUUCUUAUUUCUUUAGUUGAUGGACCAAAGCUAACAUCUGUAAACAGAAGCACGUGAUUGGUAGAGCUGGUUGGGGGGGGACUGAGCCUGGCAGACUGAGUUCAAGGCGAGACCACAGCAGCCGUCUGGUUCCCUGUCAGAGCGAUGCUCGUCCAGACUGAAACAAGAACGUUUUUUUUUACUCCAAAGUUGCAGCCAAACCAACACACACGCUUUGAUGAUAAAAAUUUCAUCUUCUUCAAACUGUAAAAUUGAUAUUUAGCGUUCCAUCAGAGAGUGUGUGUGUGGAUCUGGUCUGUGUUCAGACAGUUUUACAGAGUUCAGCUGUAUAGUGAUUAAAGGGUGAGUUUAAAGAGAAAAUCAGUUUUCAGUGACAGGUUGUAAUAUUUGUAAUUUGUUUUUUUCUUUCUUUGUAACAUGGAGAGUUGUGAUGUUUUCAGCCAGUUGUUGUGGGUUGGUUGGAGCUUGUAGUCGCUCCACUGUGUGUGAUAAAAUCUAUAAAGAGAUUGUGACUGACAC